AUGUUUCAUUCCAUCCUUGCGUUCACCUUGCUUUGCCAAGGUGCUGCUUUUCUGCAGUCCAAUCGAGGACAGCGGUAUGCAGUAAACAAGCUUCAUUCGGUGCCGACUGCACUCGACACGCUGACAUCUGGUUUGGCAAGUAUUGUACGAGUACGCGAGAAUGGGCUUGCUGGAGUCGGUGUAGCGCCAGAUGCCAAAGCACAAGGUGGUUUUGGUCUGAAAUUGUACGAUGUGGAAAACUCCAGGGACUGUCGGCUUGUUCGUGAGCUCGUUACAGAGUUGGACCUAGUCGUUGAUAUUGUUCCUGUUGGCAAAGGGUCCAAGCACAAACCUCCAAAGGAAGUACCCUGCUUGGUGGCCAUUUCCGACGGCGGAGAAGAGACUGUUGUGAGCGGUGUCAAUAGUAUCAGGAAAUUUCUGAAGAAUACAUUUUCGGAAGAAGCAUCUGAGGUAUCCACUGAUACUGAUACACUGCAACAGGUAGUUGAGGCAAUCACACCUGUGAGCUUGACUGCUGCUGGCCUGCUUCGAACUGGCAGAGGCAUCUCUGUCGCUCUAGCGGCAUCUGCUUCUAACAAGGUGAACAAGCCUGAAAAGAAACUAAUACUAUAUUCCUACGAAGGCAAUCAGUUUUGCCGACUUGUGAGGGAGGUUUUGACAGAGCUUGACAUUUCCUAUGAACUGAGGUCGGCAGGAAAGAAAUCCCCACGACGAGACGAAUUGGCGGGUAUCACAGGUGGAUCGACGCAAUGUCCGUAUCUUGUUGAUCCGAAUACCGACACAUCAUUAGCUGAGAGUGCUGACAUUAUACGCCACCUUUAUGCUAGUUAUGCUAGUUGGACGCCACCAAGUGAAAUCCUGCAAUGGGCAUCUCAAUCAAUCAUUCCCGCUGCCAAGCCAAUUUUCAAAUUUACGGCACCACUUCAAGCAGGAUCUUCGGACGAAGAUUCUUCCAAGUAUGAUCAAGAGUUGGAAGCUGCAAAGUCUGAAAUCAAAGAAGAGACUGCUUCCGCUCCCGUGGUUGUAUAUACAUAUGAACUUUCGCCAUUCUCUUUCGAAGUGAAAUCAACACUGGAAAGUCUAAAAGUCGAAUACAAGGAGAUUUCUCUUGGAAAGGAAUGGUUGCCAGGCCUCAUUGCGCCAAACGGUUCGAUCAAAAGAGCUGCAUUGCUUGAUAUGACAGGUCAAUCGUCUCUUCCUCAUAUUUUCAUUGGUGGGAAACCAAUCGGUGGACUUUUCAGUGGAGAGCCCGGUCUCAUUCCGCUCUUGGAGCAAGACAAGCUAUCGGCAAUGUUGGAGGACGCAAUGGCGUGCACAUAG
This is a messenger RNA of Cylindrotheca closterium, 1320 nucleotides long. The record is from the annotation of a GenBank genome assembly. NCBI's taxonomy places the organism in Eukaryota, Bacillariophyta, Bacillariophyceae, Bacillariales, Bacillariaceae.